UUUUAGUUUUGUUCGAGUCACGUGACACCUUCGGAACGGUUGUUUUGGGCGCGAAGAUCAAAUCCCGAGUUUAACGUGUUUUAAAAGGAAGCUGACUUUUUUAGGCUCUCUGAAAUACAGAUUAAGAUGGCGGGGAUUGAAGUAUUCACGCCAGUGUUUAGAACACCAGAUAUGGCGUCUCCCGCUUCUCGACGACGCCGACCUCUAGCUCUGGUCAGUACAAACCAAUCCAGCAAUUUAUCGGUAAAUGACGAUGCCGCUGAGAAGAGGCAAAGGCGGAUUUCUAGAGUGACUAGUGUGGCGUUGUCAAGUCCUUCAACUCCUCGAAGUUCCAGCCGCUUGGACAGCGAAAGAGGGCAAACUGCAAGUGGUCUCACUAAUUGCCAGCUUAAGGACCUGUACUCAAACUGCAUCAAGCUAUCAACAGAAAAUAAAAUUAAUUCUAAGAAUGCUUUUGGGCUUGAUUUGAUCGACUACAUGCAAGAUUUGAUCAAAACAGUCAAAGAAGGAGAAAUGACUAACUUUCAGGUUGCAAGCUGUACAUUGGACGCAAGUGCUAAAAUCUAUGCUGGCCGCGUAGACUCCAUUCAUGCCCAAGCAUAUAAAAUGUUAGGGGGACUGGGUAGAGCUGAGAACCAAGAUGAAGAAAAUUGUGCUACUGAGGAAGGAGCCGCAGACGAUGAACAGUCCAAUAAAAAGAGAAACAAAAAGAACAAUCAUAAGCCAGGCAACACCAUAGAGACCAACAAAAAGAACCUUAAUGUCAACCAGUUCGACUUGGAGUUUGAGGUCGACCCUUUGUUCCAUAAAACAUCUGCUGUCUUUGAUGAAGGUGGAACUCAAGGUCUUCUCCUAAACUUCCUGUCAGUCUGUGACGAUAGCUGUGAGCUCCUGCUUGACUCUAAUGCCAUAGUGACACCUGCUAGAGACUCCACCACCGAAGCGCAGUCAACCAAAGACAGCUCCAUGGUCGACUUAUCAGAGCUCAGAGAUGUGUACAGUAGUGUGAACUUCAAUGCCUUCCAAAUCUGCCCUCACUUUUCGGAAUUUGAGUUCACUAAUUGGAACAAAGAAGAGCAGAAGUCACACUUCACAGCAGCUAUGGCCAAACUUGGAAGUGAGGAGCAUGCAUUUGACAUCAAUGCUCCAGCCACCGAGACCGAGAUGGACUAUCCUGAACCUAUGGGUGGAGACUUCAGUGAAGAUGACAUGCCAGACAUUGGGGACAUGGAAUUUGGCCGAGAUGGAUGUGAGGGUUCGGCCUUUGGUGGCACAUCUCACCCCAGCGCUCUCGCUAAUGCCACCUUGGCCUUUGCAGACGGACGGGAAGCACAACUUGUCUCAGGACAGGAUGGAAGUGCUGGGACAUUAGGCAGUGCUAUCAGUACCCUUGGCACCCUGUGUUUGGAGUUGUCGGAGCAACCCAACGAGUAUUCAUACUUCAAAUCCAGCAUGCUUGCUACAUGGGCAGGCCCCGAACACUGGAAGAUGAGGGCACGCCUAUCUAAGUUGGCUGGACUGGCAACUAAUAACACUGAUCAGGACCAGUCAAAAAAGAAGAAAACUAAGAAGGAUGCGUUCAAAGUGGAUUUUGAUGCUGAAUUGGAUUACAAGAUAUACUUUACUAAAGGAAGGGCGGCCACAACGUUAGCAAAGUCUACACUAGAAAAGCUGUCAUCGGACAAGACUACACUACCAGAGGAUCUCCACUAUGAUGCUGAUAAUCUAUUCAGGCUGUUUAUCAAACCCAAAAUCAUGGUUCGAAGACAGGCUGUUCAAACUCAACCAGAAGUCGCCGAUGAUGGAUCUGCAUGGUACAACUACGACAACCCUAAUGAUGCGGCUAACUACUGUCCGGCAGGCUCACAGGAUGAUGACGAAGACGAUGACAUCACUACUGGUGGGGACCUGGGACCACCGGAUAUGACCCAAGUACCGGAUAUGACGUGCGACAUGACGAACUCAUCACAGGGGUUGAAUGACACUAAUGGGAUGGACUUGACCAUGUUCGCGGGCGAUGGCCUUGUCUCGCAACCCAACAAGGUUCAAAAGAUUGACAUCGCUUACGCCAAAACCGCCAAGAAAAUGGAUGUGAAGAAGCUUAAGGAAGCCAUGUGGAAACUGAUUCAGGACACCGACAUUAACAAGGAAAACAUUCCAAACGAAGUAGAACCAGAGGUCCAUCUAAAUAAAGACGAAUUCAGCGAUCCUCGAUCCUUCAAGGAGAUCUACGGUCAGCUUCCCGCUUCCAUAUCCAAACACAUGGCCAAGAACCUAUCCGUCCCCAUCGCUUUCGUCUGCAUCCUACAUCUUGCUAAUGAAAAGUGUCUAAAGAUGACACCCUGCACGGAUAUGUCAGAUUUCGCAGUCAAAAAGGACUCCUAGUUCCCUACUGGCUCGCCAAACACUAGCGACAUCGUGGAAAAUAACGAGCGACUUUCUUUUAUAGGGAGUGUUCAUUAUAUAUCCUGAAAAUGAAGCAACAUCAUUUUCCAUGUCUUUCCUCCACCUUUCCCCUCGUGGUAUAUAAUUAACACUCCCUAACCUUACAUAGAAGUUAGUUAUGGAUAUCUCAAUUUCUCAUUUUAGUGAUCAUGAAAAAAAAGUCUGAUCGAUCUUUUAAAAAGUGUGAAAUAAAAUGGUUGACAAUAACCAUCCAAACUCCGAGUGGUCUGUUUCCUUCCCUGGCCGUCAACUUCCACUAUUACGGUCACCUGGGAACUACCAUUUAUUGUCUGCGAAGGAAAGUCCGUAAUAAUGGAGCCACUGUAUCUUAUAGUCCGUAGACCCGACUCGAGUAACAGUGUUUUUUUCUGUUUGUUUAUAUUCAAAACGCUCAUCUGUUUUAAAGCUACAACUUUUCUUGUAUUAUCUGAUACUUCAAAAUAAAAUUAAGCCUCGGCAGA
Molecule: messenger RNA, 2906 nt
Organism: Nematostella vectensis (starlet sea anemone)
Lineage: Eukaryota; Metazoa; Cnidaria; Anthozoa; Actiniaria; Edwardsiidae
Product: condensin complex subunit 2
Exons: 21
Coding region: 127-2385 (752 amino acids)
Biological process (GO): mitotic chromosome condensation
Cellular component (GO): condensin complex
Molecular function (GO): chromatin binding
Source: RefSeq, a predicted model, not a curated record